This is a messenger RNA of Trifolium pratense (red clover), 3059 nucleotides long. Its product is annotated as protein ENHANCED DISEASE RESISTANCE 2-like. The coding region runs from base 338 to 2569 and encodes 743 amino acids. Gene Ontology annotation, molecular function: lipid binding. NCBI's taxonomy places the organism in Eukaryota, Viridiplantae, Streptophyta, Magnoliopsida, Fabales, Fabaceae. The transcript is spliced from 20 exons. The record is from RefSeq and is a predicted model, not a curated record.
AAAAAUAAAAAAUAGUGGAUGACUGAAUUUGGAGCCAAAAACAAAAGGUUAUUAUUGUAAAGUCAAGUAUUCUCGUACCAUGAACAAACAACACCAUAUCAUGCGCAAAUAGUUGUUCUUUGAAUCGUUAACUUAGGAAACAGAAGAAGAAAGUUAACAACAGAAAUAACAAAAAAAUCUUUGUCACUGCAAUUACAAUUUUGAUUCCUCUGAUUCCGAUUGUCGGGAUCAGAGGAUCAUCGCCAUUAUUAUCUUCUUCUUCUUCUAGGAUAUCUUUCCUUUUUCAUUUUCCUUUAUAAACAGAGCCCCUGAAAUUUUUUCCCUAUUAGAAUAAAAAAUGCAAUUUGAAGAUCAAGGAAUCUCUUUUUCACGAUUUCUUGAAAUGGGUAGUCCUAAUAAUUCUGAGGGAACAAUGGAAGGGUGGCUUUAUCUCAUUCGUUCUAAUAGAUUUGGUCAGCAUUAUUCACGUAAAAGGUACUUCAUUCUUAAAGACAAUGUUCUUAGAAGUUACAAGAUCCAACCCACUUCACAAAUGGAGGAGCCAUUUAGAAGUGCAAUGAUAGAUUCUUCCAUCCGGGUUACCGACAAUGGAAGGGAAAGUACCAAUAGAAAAGUGUUCUAUAUUUUCACUUUAUAUAAUGCUACAAAUCAAAAGGAUAAGCUUAAGUUGGGGGCAAGUAGUUCAGAAGAAGCUGCGAAAUGGAUACGAUCUUUUCAGGAAGCUGCAUUGAAGGAGUAUCCAGAUGCAGCUAAGAAUUUUGUGCCUUGUCACAGGAGAAGGCGAUCUUUGAGAUAUGGAGGGGCAAAAAGCAUAGAUUGGAGAAACUCUAGUAUUAGUUUUCAAUCAUGUGCAUACUCUGAAGCAAUUACCACCGAUGUUAUUGCACCUUCCCCAUGGAAGAUUUUUGGUUGUCAAAAUGGACUAAGGAUGUUCAAAGAAGCCAAAUGUUGGGAUUCGCGUGGAAGGCGUUGGGGAGAUCAACCAGCAAUAAUGGCAGUUGGUGUGGUUGAUGGAACUUCAGAGAAUAUUUUCAAUACUCUUAUGUCUCUUGAUCCCUCAAGAUCCGAAUGGGACUAUUGUAUAAACCGAGGCAGUGUGGUUGAUCACCUAGAUGGUCAUACAGAUAUCAUUCACCUUCAAUUGGACACUGAAUGGCUACCAUGGGGUAUGAAACCACGGGAUUUAUUGUUGCGAAGAUACUGGAGAAGAGAAGAUGAUGGCACAUACGUUUUACUAUAUCAUUCCGUGAGUCAUUCCAAGUGCCCGCCCAAGAGAGGCUACGUCCGAGCUUCCCUAAAAAGUGGAGGAUAUGUGGUGACUCCUGUUAACAAAGGAACUCAGUCCGUUGUGAGACAUAUGCUUGCUAUGGACUGGAGAUUAUGGAGACUAUACUCGCGACCUUCAUCUUCUAGAUCCAUUACCAUUAGUAUGCUCGAGAGAGUCGCAGCACUGAGAGAGUUGUAUAGAACCAAAGCAGUUUCUUCUGAGCCUAUUACAAUGACAAAGGAUAUUGGAUUGCCUGUUAGUGUACAGAAGGAUGUUACGAUUGACGUUCCACAAGAGAGUAGGACGAUUGAGGAACUUGUUGAAGUGAAAGAUGAAGUGGAGGACAAAGAAAUUAUUGGUCGUAACAGUAGUUGUUUAAUGGGAUUGAAUGAUUCUGAUGAGUUCUUUGAUGUUCCUGAAUCUACAGAAUAUGAUCACUAUGAUAAUCAAUGGCACUCUGAUUCAGAACAACUCGGCGUUCCCCAACAUAAAAUAUCAUCAGCUGCUGGUUUGGUAAAAAAGUUACAUGAUCUUGCAGUUCAAAAGAAGGGUUACAUCGACUUGCAAGACGCAACUAAGGAGGAAAGUGAAUCAUGCUCUUAUGGAACCACUCUUCAAAAUGAUCCAAAUUGUACUUUACCUUGCACCUGGGCUGCUUCUGAUCCAUCUUUGUUUUUGGUUCGAGGAGAAACUUAUUUCCAAGAUCAACAAAAGGUCAAGGCGAGGGACACCUUAAUGGAAUUGGUUGGUGUAGAUUGGCUCAGCAGUGACGCAAGAGAAGACGAUUUAAGUAGUCGUCCCGGUUCCAUAGUUCAGCAAUCUUUAGCAAAAGGUGGUUCAGAAUUCUUCUUUGUUGUCAACAUGCAAAUGCCAGGAAGUCCCAUGUAUAACCUUGCACUCUAUUACAUGUUGAAAACUCCUUUGGAAGACAUUCCAUUACUGCACAGCUUUGUUGAAGGAGAUGAUACUUACAGAAACUCAAGAUUUAAGCUCAUACCAUAUAUUUCUAAGGGAUCAUGGAUAGUCAAGCAAAGUGUUGGAAAGAAAGCAUGUUUGGUAGGCCAAGCACUAGAAAUAAAUUACUUCCGCGGCAAGAAUUAUCUAGAGCUUGGCAUUGACGUUGGAUCUUCAACGGUUGCACGAGGAGUGGCAAGCCUAGUUCUUGGAUACCUCAACAAUUUGGUGGUAGAAAUGGCAUUUUUGAUACAGGGUAACACACGAGAUGAACUCCCCGAAGUACUCAUUGGGACAUGUAGACUCAAUCAUAUGGAUGCAUCUAAAGCAUUUGCAGUGAAUGCUUAACUUCUAACAUGAUUUUUUUUCUUCAUGUCUUUGAGGAGCAGAAGUUUGAUACUGUCUCCUAUAGUAUUAACAACAGCAAUAGAAGGAAAAACAAAAUUAAGGAUGACAAGUGGUACAUGUUAUAGAACAUGUUACCUUGCAAGCUUAAUGUUUUUUUUCCAUCCGAUACAGUGAAACUGAUAUUGGUGGUAUAGGAAUUUUCCUUUGAAUUUUUGCUGAGGCUAAUCAAAUUACAAAGAAGUUAUAUUUUAAUUUGAUCUCUUGUAAUUUGUUGCACAAUAACUUUUUUCUUUUGUUGAUGAUUGAUAUAAGAAUUUAAUUCAUAUACACCGCCAGCGUAUUUUUUUACACCAACAAUGAAACCAUAUUGUUAGAUCAUUGACAAUUAUUAUAACCACUUAAAGUCACGCAUAUGAUUAGCUUUGAUGUGUUGACAUUGAGGUAAUUGAAUUUCUCAAAUUUUAUUUUUACAAUGAAGUUGAGAAUCAAA